CAAUAUUUUCCACCAUAAAUAAACUCUCAUCUCCACUUAAUUUUACCACUCCAAUUGGGAAAAUAACCACUCCAAAUUUCACCACCGUAGCACACAAACAACCCUAACCAAUCAUAGCUUCUACCACCAACUCAAGGUUUUCAUUUUGCAAAAGAAGAAUGAUCAGAAGCAAAUCCAUAGUCAUCAAUUCCAAUACCACAAACAACUCUGCUGUUGCCGCCGCAGCCGUAGCUAUCAGACGUUCUGCCUCAAACGCUACCGCCGCAACAGCCGUGGUACAUACUAAUGAUCUUAACAGAAAACCGCCACGAUCACGGUUCGUAGAGUUUCCGGUAUCUCCUCAACUGAUGAGAGGGGAAGAGAUCGUCCACUUUGGACAUCCGCGACACGUGCUGGUCAAAGUUGAUUUGCCGGAUAUCUACACGUGUGCAGGGUGUAAAGAAGAAGGAGCUGGGGUUAGGUAUGUGUGCCAAGAGUGCGAUUAUCAGCUCCAUGAAUUUUGCGCUUCGGCUCCUCCUGUACUCAAGUCACACCCUCUGCAUUACCAGCAUCAGCUUCUCUUCUUUGCCAAGCCCGCAAAAGGAGGAAUAAAGAAAUCGAAAUGCGACGUGUGUGGAAGAUCACCAAAAGGUUACACCUUCAGAUGCAAAGCCUGCAGUUUCCAGAUGCAUCCUGGCUGCGCCAUGUUAUCUCCUUCCCUCUCCUCCUCCUCUCUCCACCACCACCCUCUCCAACUCCUCUCCUCCGCCACCAACAACGCCGGCGGAGACCACUCCGGGGGAUUCCUCUGCGGAGAGUGCAAGAGAGGUAAGCGAGUCGGCAGGGUUUACCGUUGCACCGUUUGCGAUUACCACUUGCAUGCGGUCUGCGCCAAGGACGCCGCCGUGAACGGCCUCAGAGCAAACGGACACAAAGGAAGGGAUAGGUCUCCGGCGGUUUUGGGAACGGCGGCAAGGGUGGCGUCGCAGGUUGUGAUUGAUUUUUUCGGUGGUAUAAUGGAAGGUCUCGGUGAAGGUGUUGGUGAAGCUAUUUUGGACGGUGUGACUAGAGGUGGCGGCCGCGGAGGAGGAAAUGGAGGUGUUACUAGGGUAAUUCCACGUGUCAGAGGAGGAUAACUAUGGACUUUUGGGGAUAACUAAUUAUGAGUGUUUAUACGUAUAAGGAAAUGAUUGUAUUGCUGUUUGGCUGAUUGAAAGUACAUAUAGAUUGGAGUGUUGAUGUUUAUUAGGUUGGGUGGGAGGAUAUAUUAUUUUAAUUAAAUUUGGGUAUACAAGAAUAACCAUAAGAAUGAUGUGUAUUGUUAAAGUUUGGAAAUAUAAGUAUUGUUAAUGUA
Molecule: messenger RNA, 1333 nt
Organism: Brassica oleracea var. oleracea
Lineage: Eukaryota; Viridiplantae; Streptophyta; Magnoliopsida; Brassicales; Brassicaceae
Exons: 2
Coding region: 159-1115 (318 amino acids)
Source: RefSeq, a predicted model, not a curated record